Molecule: messenger RNA, 7868 nt
Organism: Micropterus salmoides (largemouth bass)
Lineage: Eukaryota; Metazoa; Chordata; Actinopteri; Centrarchiformes; Centrarchidae
Product: sodium/calcium exchanger 1-like
Exons: 7
Coding region: 1-1041 (346 amino acids)
Biological process (GO): sodium ion transmembrane transport; calcium ion import across plasma membrane
Cellular component (GO): postsynapse; sarcolemma; axon
Molecular function (GO): calcium:sodium antiporter activity
Source: RefSeq, a predicted model, not a curated record
AUGUUUAGCGGCAACGGGAGGAAGAUCAUCGAGGUAAAGAUUAUCGAUGAUGAAGAGUAUGAGAAGAACAAGGCCUUCGUCAUUGAGCUGGGGGAGCCCGUUCUGUUGGAGAUAGGGCAGAAACACGGGGACUCCAAUGAGAACAAGCCGUUGGUGGGAGCAGAGGAGGAAGAGGUGGCCAAGAUGGGCUGUCCCAGUCUGGGCGAACACACACAAGUAGAGGUGGUCAUAGAAGAGUCCUACGAGUUCAAGAGAGCAGUAAAUGAGCUUAUUUGGUGUUCUGACAAGAGUACUGUAGAUAAGUUGAUCAAGAAGACAAACCUGGCCUUGGUGGUGGGAAGCAGCAGCUGGAGGGAGCAGUUUGUCAGUGCUGUUACCGUGAGCGCAGGAGACGACGACGAGGAGGAGAGCGGCGAGGAGCGGCUGCCGUCCUGCUUCGACUACAUCAUGCACUUCCUCACCGUCUUCUGGAAGGUUCUGUUCGCUUUCGUCCCGCCCACAGAGUACUGGAAUGGCUGGGCCUGCUUCAUUGUCUCCAUAUCGCUUAUCGGUGUCCUGACGGCAGUCACCGGCGAUCUGGCGUCACACUUCGGCUGCACUAUAGGACUGAAGGACUCGGUGACAGCUGUGGUGUUUGUGGCGCUGGGAACAUCUGUGCCUGACACAUUCGCCAGCAAGGUCGCCGCCAUCCAGGACCAGUACGCUGAUGCCUCCAUAGGGAACGUCACCGGCUCCAAUGCUGUCAACGUCUUCCUUGGCAUUGGCGUGGCUUGGACCAUCGCUGCAGUCGUCUGGCGCUCCAAGGGCAAAGCGUUCAAGGUGGACCCAGGAAACCUGGCCUUCUCCGUCACCCUCUUCACCAUCCUGGCCAUGGUGUGUGUGAUGACACUGCUGUACCGGCGGCGGGCAACGGUGGCUGGCGGAGAGCUGGGCGGGCCGCGGACUUGUAAGCUGCUAACGUCGCUGAUGUUCAUCUCGCUGUGGCUGCUUUACAUCCUGCUGGCUUCACUGGAGGCCUACUGCCAUUUACCAGCGUUUUAAAUGGAGAGCAGAGGGGAGGGAGAGAGACCCACUGCCAAUAUGUAGAGAGAGAGAGAGAGAGAGAGAGAGAGAGGGACGGGACAAGGAGAAUGGGCCGAUUAUGAUACUUUUUAUGGGCUGCAGAUGAUUAAAUUACGUAAAAGUCCAAAACAGUUUUCAGUCUUUCAAACUGAUUUUUUCCCCCUUUGUCCACAGUGUGUAUUAUUAUGAAACACUAAAACUCUCCAAUUAUAUCCAAACAUUUUACUUUUAGCAUUUGCACCUCUUUAAAGAAAGGAGACCCACCAUUGAUCCAAUGCUGAAGAAACUUCUGGGAUACAUACAGCCUCUGAAUUUAUAAUUAAUGAACUUUAAGCAGUAAUGAAAAUUUGCAAUGCAGGUUUUAAAGAGCUAUUUUAUGUAGUUGCCUCAAUCAUCCAUCAUCACCAGUGGACAACACUGUUUAAUAGUUAAUAAAAGGCUGAUAAUGUUCAAGUAUACUGCCAAGGUAGAGGAGAAGAGCAGAAGUGAGAGCUGCCAAUCAGCUGGGCUCAGAAGGUGAAACAAAAGGUGAAGAGGAAGGAUAAGGGUGAAUGAUAGAUGUGGAAAACAAAACUAGAGAAACGUCUAUGAAGGGACCAUUGAAAAGACAACACUGAAUAAAGUAAAAGAAGUAGAGUAGAUGGGGAAAAAAUAUUCGACAACUCCUCCUCACGCUCUCUCUCUCUCCCCCUCUAUCUUUACUGUAUCUCGUGGUCGCGGGAACGGUGGAUCCUCCCAUUAUACCCACUGAACUCAAUCUAAUACUAACAGUGAUUUAUUACUUUAAACUCUUCUUCCCCCAACUGUACACAAACAAACAUACACACACACACUUUGGGGCCCUCAGGUGAAUCUGCAGUGGAGGACCACUCACUAUCUUGCGGGCGAACAGGCAAUACGAAAACAGAACAAGCUUCUUUUUUUUCUGUCGUGGUCUUUUUUCCUUCUCGUCUUGAAUACACUGUGCGAAACAGUCCUUCCAUGGUACAACACACACACACACACACACACACACACACAGAUACUGUACCCUUCCUUUCCUACAAAUACUCUGCAGACUGAACACACUCCUCUGUCCCUCUCUCUUGCCUUACACUUAUCUCCCCUGUAGGAAUUGUCUCAAAGUUGUGAUAAUGAAACGCUGUAGUCACCACCAACUACCCUUCUUUUUAAGUGAGCCAAUGCCAAGUCUCUCUCCUUUUAUGCCACUUAAUAGCAUCGUUUAUCCCAUGAAGGAAACGUACCCUGACCUUUUUUUUCUAAACUCUUCAAUGGCGUCAUGUGUUGAUGUUGUUACCGUGCAAUUGUAACAAAAAAAUAGACAUCAAAAUAUAUUAUGAAGAGAUAGAGAUAAAGAAAGUUAAAGCAGGUUGUUUGGAAGAUGGGAUGUUACAUGGAAGAUCAAGAAGUUGGAUCAGCACCUGGAAGAUAUUUCAAAAGUGGGAUGGAGACACAAAGGAAAUGUUUGAUAAGCAGAGGGAAGAUUAUAAAUGUCUAGUGUCUGGAGAAUCAGGCACAGAACAAGCAAGCAGUCCACCUAGUAAAACUUGUCUUUCUUGCAAUGAAGAAGCAUUGUGCACUACACAUCGCGAGGUACAUUGUUUACACUCUCAAGUUGCAUUAAAUGGCUGGGAAACAAACAUGUGAACAAGCAGAGCCAGAGUCCAGCAUGAAAGGAUGUCACGCCAAGAGACAUCAAUGAACAAGACAAAGGUAGGACCAAUCAAAAGGCUGGCUGUGACCUCGACAACAGCUAAGAAGAUGAUAGCAAUGACAGUGUUGUUGACGACAAAUCAAAACUAUGACCAUACCCAGUGUUUCUAAUUGUACAUGAUAAUAUAAGAAACUUUUCUUGAUGUGUGUGAGAAAACACUGAUAUUUAAUGUAUGUGAAGUCACCCUCUUUGUAAGGGAAACCCUGGUGGAGGAAAGGAAAGAUCCAUUCUUUUUCCCUCUGAAACGCAGUUCAAGGACACAUUUUAAGCCGGUCCAUCACAUGGGGGGGGGGGCUACAAAAUGGUGAAUACAAAACCAGAGAUGACUCACAGACAGAGAGAAGAAACAAAUGCUCUGAGGGAAAUGUACGGCAGCUCUGAAAUAUCACGUGUCUGUUCUGCAGCAGAUGUAAUGUUGGGAAAUUUCUUUGUACACAAAUCACAAGUCUCUGUUAUCCAAAGAUUUAAUAGAAGAACAGUCGCAGAUCACCAUUCAUUUUCAAGCCUUGCAGCCAUUGUAGUCCCACAAGCUGCCGGGUCUAGUUAACAAGACUGGUAAAAAUUUAAUCACUACAGAUAAAUGUGCAUAACCAUUGGUAUUAUUUAUGGGUAUGAGCCUGUAUCGAAAGCUGUGCUAUUUACUUUGUUUUUGUGAAACGUUUGUUGAUUUAGGCAUGGUGUGUUUGAAAGUACGAUAUCGGAAUAGCUUAAAAUGCCACAUAUUCUAUGAAAUCAACCAUUUUGUUGUUGUUUAUCUGUAUGAGAAAGUGUCAAAUCCAGAUUUAUAUUAUGUCUGUGUUAAUACCCCUGCCCUGCCCAGGGGCUGGACAGAAGGGAUGGCAUAUGGCUUGUCAGUGCAAGUGAUUGUUAAAUGCAAUCCGCUUGUUAACAACAGCAUAGAAGGAAAACCUCUGCAACCAUUUCCCCCUCAACUGCCCAAAAUCCUGUUUGUAAGCUAAAAAUCCUGAGAGGAAACAAUAAUUUGGCUUUUUGUCAUACCCCUUGUUCACUAAGAGAAAAAUGGGACUGAAAACAACAACUUACUUGCCCACCAUCCGCCUUAUUAAAUACGGUCAAAUUAUCCGCUGCCUCCAGGCCAAUGUAAAUGCAGGCCACACACAGCCAGCUCAGUCAUGCAGGCUGAACAGACACGAGCUUGUCCGAGGCAGCCUUUGCUAAGGUCAGUGCUUGUAUAAAUGGAAGAUAAGUGGUGAUUUGGAGCAGAGUGGCAUUGAUUUGCUUGGGUGAAAAUGCCUGUAUGUGUUCCCCCUUCCCUCAAAUGUGACAUUUUAAAUGCCACACCAGUUCCCUGCACUUUCUGACAGUUGUAAAGGAAAAGAGAAGGUGAAAUAUUUCAAACUUUCAUUGUAGAAAAGCAGUGAAAGCAGAGGUGAAAGCUUCUCUGAUUCCUUAAACUCCUUUAGAGUUACUCUUAUCAGCUGAUUUCAGACAAGCUCAGCUGAGAUUCAUUGAUAGAGUUUGGCCACCUACCAUGAUGCUCUUGCUCUAUUUAAAAAGGGAUAUUUCUUGGCUGAAAAUAUUUAAUUUUGCUGUCUAGAAAUUAGACACAAUGGCAUGCCCAGAGCAUGCCCAGCAUGUUAGGUGCUUGCUGGGCUGUAGUCAAGAUUUUAGAGGCACUAAGGUCAUGAGUCCCUCCAAACGCAAGCCUCCUCCACAGAAAAGUUUGUCAAACCCCCAAAAGAAAGGUUUGGACACAUAACUGAAUAAAUAGAGAAAUGAGAAGAGACUCCACUUAGGCAUAGCGGCUAAUGCUAAUAUGCUAACAAUACUAUAAUGCUAACAUGCUGAGGUUUAGCAGGUAAAAUAUUUAGUACUAUUUACACCUGAGGCUCACGAGAAUGUCAUUUGUUUUGAAGUCAUUUUGUCAUAAACCAAAGUACUGAACUCAUUGAAAUGUUUACCUGAAAGUGAUUACAAGUCAGCAUGAAUGCCUGUACUAAAUUUCAAGGCAGUUCAUCCAAUAUUUGUCUAGACAGUUCACUCCAGAUCAAAAAUUUCAAACUCAUGGCGGCACUAGAUGGAAAAGAUAGACGAUCACCAAAGUCAAAAGGAUUCAUCCUCUUGGUAACGUGAAUGUCUGUCCAAUAGCUGUGGAGAUACAGUAUGUCUGUCUUGAAAGGGGUGGACCGAACAGCCAACAUUGUCAUCGUUAGAGCCACAACGCUAAUAUAGCUAAAAACACUGGAAUCAGACCGCAGAGUACCCACCAUGAAUGCUUUUCUAUUCUAGGUUGUGUAUUAAAAUCUCUAAAAUUCCCUGAAAAAAUACAAAGGAUAUGACCUCAGUGUCCUCGGUCGUAGCUAAAGCCCCGGAUGCUCGUUGACAUGGUGUUUUAAUCUGUCUAAUCAUCCACCCAAAACUGUCUGACUUACCAUCCAGAUCAUUUCAUUGUCUCCAUUUCCUUAGUCAUUUCUGUAGUGCGCACUGUAUCUUACAAUGUAGGAGUGAACCCACCGUGACGGAGGUCAUCAGCCAGUUGCCAGUUUGGACGUGACUGGCACGUCGGCAUGGCUCCUGGCGACGCUGAUGUCUGUUUCUCAAUGACUUAAGCUUCUGUAACAGUUGCCAGUUUAAGAAUGAGUGGGCAGGAUAAUAGUGCUGCUGACGCCACAGGAACACAAGAAUACUGGUACCGAUUUAGAAAUGUAGGCUUUUUAAAGGUUGAUAAUCCUUGCUGGAGGAUGGCUGAGAAUGUGUGUGUGUGUGUGUGUGCUUUCUAAGUGAGUGAAAAAAUGCAACCAUAUUUUUAGUCUCUUGCCUGUUGCUUAGCGACCAUCUAUCUGCAAGCUGUUGUCUUCUUGACUGUUGCUGAUGUGUGUGAGACGUUGUGUUUGUGAGAUUUGUGAGUGUGAGACGUGUGUGUGUGAGAGAGACGAUGUGUGUAUGAGAUGUUAUGUGUGUGUGUGACAUUCUCUGAUGUUUCUCACGUUGUCUGCUUGCCCUUCUUCUAGUGAAUGUGAUAAUAUAGUUUCUCAUUCACAAUUUUUUUUCUCUGCGAGUGGAUUUUAACGCAUUUUAUUCAGAUGGGUUUUUUUAAACAAAUGUGUUUAUUUUACAUUAUGUUCCUUGUGCCUCCUACUUGUUUGCAUUGUGUGUAGAUCUUUAUGCCUUUGUGUGAGCAUGUUUGUGCGUGUCGUCUGGUGUUGUAAUCUCCUUAUUAAGGGUUCGCCCUGUGUGUCCCCAGGCUGCAGCCCAUACACUAGAUUAAUAAAUUAGAAUGACAAUCUGACCCACAGAAUCAAUGUCUGGAAAUUGGAAUCCCUCCAUAUUGUUGAUUGUACCUUGGACUCUCCCUCGCCAGGUGUGUGUGUGUUUGUACCUGUCAAAUAAGAUUAGAUAUAUAAUAGAUCUGGCUGUCGAUCAAGACGAGGAAAUAGAUGGUGGCACUUUGCCUGAAGAAGUGUGGUGCGUACAGUAUGUGAGUAACAGUCAUACUGUUUCUGACUUCACAUCCACAUCCUCUGAUUGGCAGAUGGCCAAGUGCGGACAUAAGGUGUUUUAUUUAUACGCAUGUGCUGGACAUGCAUUAACACAGAAGAGCAAUAUCAAUCCCAUACACACACACACAUACUUGUUACAGUCUAUUAAUAAGAUGUGUGACAAAAACUAGACAAAUUUCCCAGUAAUGUUACAUUUUAACUUGGAAGAGUUGAAAAUGACUACAGUGGUGGCCUGAGAUGAAAACUGAAAUUUAUUUAUUUCCUCCAAUUACCUCUGUAAGGUACAUGGUGGCUAGGUUUAUUGGCUGUGCAUAUUUGUGUGUGUGUGUGUAUACAAACAUCUCUAUCUGUAUCUGAGUUUGAAAUAUAACGAUUAUUUCUUUGUUUGUAAGUAUUUGUAUUCCGGUAAAGCUGAAGGCUCAACCAAGCCCCUCAACGUACCUUAAACCUACCAUACACCAAAACUUAUUUUUAAUUAUUUGUGUUUUUCAUGUUUAAUUUUUUUCAGUUAACUGAUUCAUCUUUUAAAGACAUCUUAUCGGUGCCAGUAUCUAGUCUCAGCUCUAGCAAUUUAAUUUAGUCAAAUAAUACCCUCUAUGUUUUUAAUUGCUGAAUGUCACUCCCCUCAAUUUGCUAAAAGCCCAAAUUUCCAGAAAAAAUGGACAUGGCUUCCAUGUCCUCAUUGUUAGCUACAGCCUGAUGACUCAUCCCCACACAGUGAUAAGGUAUUCUUCAAUGCUGUUGUAUGCUUUGAUAAAUGUAAAGAUGUAAUGUAAAGGAUUUGGUUUCUCAAUACAAAAAUAACACUGAAGAGGUUGGUAAAGAGCCAGUCUUUACAUGAAACACGUGAUUUGUACUGCGACACAUUUCAGUUUUGUAAAUCUAAAACGUGUGUGUGUGUGUGUGUGUGUGUGUGUGUGUGAGUUAAUCAGCCACUAUUUAUUCAUCAGUGUUUCUUUAUUUUGUAUCUUGUUUUCUCUCUCUCUCUACUGUUAGCCACUCUAUUGCUGUCUACCUUAUAAAUAUUUAUAUAUUUUAUCACUUUAUACUCUUCAUUUUAUUAAUUCAUUUAAUUAAUGAGUUUAAUUAAUUCAUUAAUUCAUUUUAUUAUCAUGCAGCCCUAUUUAUGAGGUCACAAAGUGCUUUUGAUAUAAACAUCUGGUAUUUUGAUUUUUCCAUAAAUUUUAUUAUUUUAUUAUUAUAUUAUUGUACUUGCUACAUUUGUUUCCAUUGUUCCGUGUUGUUUCAGUGAUUUGUUUCGUAAAAAAGAGCCUCAUAAAAAAAGCAGAACAGCAAGUUAGUAUAGUAACACAUUACACUGAGUGUGCUCUUCUCCUUUUUAUUGUGUGUGUGUGUGUGUGUGUGUGUGUGUGUGCGUGUGUGCGUGUGUGCGUGUGUGGAUGUGUGUAUUUCUUAUUAUCAUUCCGUCCAUGAGUGCGUCAAUGCAUGAUUAAAAUCAUUCUGAAUACAGUGUUGAUGUUGGAAAUGUCGUAGUAAAGAGUAAAGUAUUUUUAAAAGCUGAAAAUGACAUGACAUGAAAAACAAUGUAGAUGUUUACAAAGACCAAACUUUUCUUUUCUCUGUCUUUUUUUUCUUCUCAAAGAUGAAAUAAAACUUGACUGGCAAAUGAA